AUGAAGAAGGGUAGCAAGGUGCUCAUCAGCGAAGACCGCAAGGGAGUGAUCCAGGAGGUUAUGGCCAAGGUGAAGCUCGACAACGGCACCACCAAGAUUGUUCCCAUGGACCAGCUAUCAAAGGCUCCACGGCCCGUAGCAGCUCCGAGCCGCAAGCGAAAGGCAUACAAGGUGUCAUGCCACUUCUUCGUGGACGAUGACUGGGACCCUUCAAACUGCAAUGAGAAAUAUUCGUGGGACCAUGAUAAGAAGUACAGCAGCAUUGGGUUGGCCUGUGCGGCUUUUACCGACUUUGCUGCGCAGCAUAGUUCCCUCGAGGAGCUCAAAGCAGCGGAGGCAAAUACUUCAGACACGGAGCGCUUUGCAGAGCUGGAGGAGGAGCGUGAGGAUGACUUGUGCGAGGCAGUUCAGCAGCAGAUCCGAGAGCAGCUCUCGAAGGAGGGCCACUGGAGCUUCCACGCUGUACAUUAUGAGCGUGGAGACUCUUGGGGCCUCGAGGCGGAGAUCACAGCUGUGUAG
Molecule: messenger RNA, 519 nt
Organism: Symbiodinium sp. CCMP2592
Lineage: Eukaryota; Dinophyceae; Suessiales; Symbiodiniaceae
Source: the annotation of a GenBank genome assembly